Messenger RNA from Octopus sinensis (East Asian common octopus), 1668 nucleotides. RefSeq names its product myc proto-oncogene protein. The transcript is spliced from 3 exons. The coding region runs from base 347 to 1477 and encodes 376 amino acids. The record is from RefSeq and is a predicted model, not a curated record. Gene Ontology annotation, molecular function: protein dimerization activity. NCBI's taxonomy places the organism in Eukaryota, Metazoa, Mollusca, Cephalopoda, Octopoda, Octopodidae.
GUUUAACGUGUACCGCCAGUUGCUUGCUUCAAAGCCGGCUGUUUUUUUUUUAACUGGGGUUGUAUUUUAACACCAAAGAUCUUACACUGGAAUUACACACAUCAGUUUGAAUUGCAACGUUUUUUUUGUAAACGUCUGAAUUUUUUUGUGUUUGUACAUAUAUAUAUAUAUAUAUAUAUAUAUAUAUAAAUAUAUAUAUAAUUAUAUUUAUAUAUAUAUAUUAUACAUGCACACAUAUUUUAAAAUCUGGCUUACUUUGAAGCGAAAAAUUAACGUGCAAAAUACAUUGAACAUAUCACGCGUAAACUUUAUUUAGUUAAAAGGACUAUAUAUAUAAACGCACAAAAUGAACGAUAGAAAAAGUAUGAGUGAAAUAGCAGCAGAUUUUAUUGACCCCUCUACGUGGCCUUUACUUCAUAAUGAUCCUACACUAGAAGAGUUCGAAUUCAUGUCACAGUCUCUGGAGUUAAGUUCUGUCAACGACGAAUGGCUAUCGUCGUCGGAUCCUUUCAGUGAUUUCAACUUCGAUAAUUUUGAAAUGUUAUUUGCAGACCCCGACUUUCUUGUUGCUAAUCGUAUUGACAAUCACAACAGCGAAAACACAGACCGCAAUAGCAGAUCGACUCGUAAUCCUAAUCCUAACUUAUCAUCUGCGAACCCUUCACCCACGCACACCAAUUAUGAGUCGGAUUUCUUGGCAACUGGUCAAGACGAACAACAGACACCAUCGCCAUCAUCUUCAUCACGAGAAUUCUUCUCUUCACAAACUUCAGCACCACCGUCACCCUGGUCCCAACAUUCUUCUGUCGGUUCCCCAUUGUCAACACAACCAGAUUCACCACUCGGAUUAAACACAUCUGAGAAUUCUUUUGAUUUUCGGACUUUACUAAGUAAAUCAAAUCUUCAAGUUCCAGUUGAACAGACCCCAAACAAACCCCAGCCUAAGGAAAAGGGGAAGAGAGGUCGACCUCCAAAGAAAAACCUCGACCGACGAAUACAGAAAGGGAAAAGAAAUGCUAUCAUUUCUCCAGAAAUACUCGAAGACUCAAUGGUGAGACUGUCCCACACAAAUCAUACAAACACCAGUUGUAGUAGUAGCACACCAACAGCCGUAACAGAGAGAAAGAAACGUAAAUGCAUGACAGACGAAGAGAAGAAAAUUCAUAACGAACUGGAACGAAGGCGCCGUGCUGCCAUGUCUGUGCGUCUGGCACAUUUAAAAGACUCUGUUGAAAAAAUUCGCGAUGAUCCAAAAGCGUCGACAAAAAAAAUAGUCGAUGAAGCAAUUGUUGCUAUUGAGGACUGUAAGCUCCAUGAGCAGGAACUUCUGAUCGAGAAACAGAAUUUGGCAGAUCACCGGCGGAGGCUAAAGGCGCGGAUACAAUCUAUGGAAAACGGAACAGAUUAUUCUUUCACAGCAACGCUAACAGACAUGGACAGUGGUUUAUCUGAAGAUGAACAUGUAUCUGUUGUAUAAGUGCACUUCCAGAAAAGACAUUACAGAAACCUCACCAUUUUUACAUACUUUCACCAAUUCAUAAGACUGAAAACACUGCCAUACCAUCCACCCAUCCAUAUACACAUACAUCCAUCUGAAUCAAUUUUUUUUUUUUGUGAGCUGUAGAUUUUUUUAUUUAUUUAUGUUUUAUUAAAGUAGUUUUUGUUCAA